AAUAACUCAACGUAACAAUGAUUGAAAAAAAGAAAACCGAACCGACCAUGCUUCGGACGAAAAAAAACAUCCCCAUAAAAACAUGUCCCCAUUUCCCAAUCGACAAUCGUCAUGCUUUAUAAACUGAGAGAAAAAAAAAAAAAAAAAAAAACACAGAGAAACCAAAACAUAAAAUCUAGAGAUAGAAAGUGCGGCAAACACCUAUAAAAAGAGAAAAAAUUUCACACCUCUGCUUCUGCCUUACAUUUCGGAACCCUCUGUUCCCUCCUUUUCCUCACCGUCUCUUCUUUUUUAUUAUUUUCUAUUCCUUUCCGUCGAGUCGAGUUGUUUCUUCUUCUUCUUCUUAUUCUUCAUUGUUUUAAGCUGCCGCAAUACGAUGUCGUCGGGAGGUGCAAACAACUCGGCAAGCGGAAGCCCAAUACAUGGUGGAUCCACCACUACAAGACGACGCGUGGCAGAUCUUCCGACAGUAGAGUCUGACAUCAACAGUUCAUCUUCUUGUUCGGACUAUUACACCCUCGCCUCCAACCCCAACGGGUACAUUCCCUCCUGCGGGUCCCAUUGUUUGCACGACCACCCCGUGAUCAGGUAUCUGCUGCUUCGCAGGAAGUUAUUCUCUUGGGUGCCCGAUACGUCGUUCAUCUGGAUUGACGACACGUGUCAUCAGGCUGUUACUAUGGCUCAGAGUUUGAUAUCCUGCAGGAACAUGGGCCGUAAGAUCCUUGGAGUUCUGUUGUUUGUGGCGGUUGUUUCGUUUUUUCUCAAAGUCUCGAUUCUUAGUAGCCACGUCGAGGUUAACGGCAAAUGGAAAAGAGAAAACGGACUUGUGAUCUUGCAGACGUUUAAAGAGGAUUGGACCUUGGCCCAACGCGUUGUCACCGAGACCCAUGUCGAGUCCCGAAUUGAACGCUCCAUGCCCAAACGCGUUCUUGAAAGGGUCUCCAGCCCAGAAAUUUGGAUGAAACCAAACAGUGACAAUUAUAAGCAAUGUAUAUCUCGACCCAAGAAUCCAAUAAGGACCGGAUCAAAGACUAAUGGUUAUAUUAUGGUUUAUGCCAAUGGUGGACUGAAUCAAAUGAGAACAGGAAUAUGUGAUAUGGUUGCUGUUGCCAAGAUAAUGAAUGCCACCCUCGUUCUUCCUUCUCUUGAUCAUGAGUCAUUUUGGACAGACCCAAGUGAUUUUAAGGAUAUUUUUGACUGGAGGCACUUCAUCAAUGUAUUGAAGGAUGAUAUUGAAAUUGUUGAGUAUCUACCCGUUAAGUACACAGCAAUAAAGCCCCUUGUAAAGGCCCCUGUUUCCUGGUCAAAGGCUAGUUACUACAGAAGGGAGGUGCUCCCAUUACUAAAGCGACAUAAGGUGAUCAAGUUCACGCACAGUGAUUCAAGGCUUGCUAAUAAUGGCCUCGCAACCUCCAUUCAAAGACUACGGUGCCGUGCCAAUUAUGAGGCUCUCCGCUAUACGAAAGAGAUACAGGAUCUUGGGAGGACAUUAGUUGAUAGACUAAAGAACAAUAAUGAGCCAUACAUUGCUUUACACUUAAGGUAUGAGAAGGAUAUGCUUGCAUUCACAGGCUGCAUCCAUAACCUUACUGCAGAAGAGGGUGAUGAACUCACAGUUAUGAGAUACAAUGUUAGACAUUGGAAGGAGAAAGAGAUAGAUAGUGAAGAGCGGCGAAGUCAAGGGGGAUGUCCAAUGACCCCUAGAGAGGCAGCCGUGUUCCUCAAGGCCAUGGAUUACCCAUCCAGCACGCCUAUCUACAUUGUCGCAGGAGAGAUUUAUGGCAGCAAUAGCAUGGCAGCCUUCCGAUCAGAGUAUCCAAAUGUCUUCUCUCAUUCUACUUUAGCAACUGAAGAAGAGCUGGAACUGUUCAAGCCAUAUCAGAAUCGCCUUGCUGCCUUGGAUUAUAUUGUGGCACUUGAAAGCGACGUCUUUGUUUAUACCUAUGAUGGGAAUAUGGCCAAAGCAGUACAGGGGCACAGAAAGUUUGAAGGAUUUCGAAAGACCAUCAACCCUGACAGACAAAAUUUUGUCAAACUCAUUGAUCAGCUGGAUGAGGGUGUAAUAUCUUGGGAACAGUUUUCUUCGGAAGUAAAGAGUUUACACUCUGAUAGGCUUGGAGCACCGUACCUAAGACAGCCAGGAGAGUCACCACGACUAGAGGAGAAUUUUUAUGCAAAUCCCCUUCCUGGGUGCAUCUGUAGCAGUUCUUGGGAGCAGCAAAUUAGCAGCCUGAAGCUUGACCAGAAGUUCAGAUCAAAGAUAGCAUAUUAGUUGGUGGAUUGUCAGUUGAAUUAUACACUGCCCUUUGCAGGAUGGCUGAUAGGGAUUCUUGAAUUAAGGUGCUUUCCCCCUGGUAGGGAGACUUGCAGCAGCCACCUACACGGCUGAGAAAUCUUACGGUUUCAGAUCUCUCAUGCGAUUCGAUCUCAGCUGAAUUAUAUGAUACCAGUUUCAGUUUUGUUAGAGGACCCAACCAGCAACUUGGUAAGCAGAGAAGAUGAUGUAUAAUUCUGAGGCAAAUUAGGUUAGUUAUACACGCACAAACUGAUCAUACGUCUCAGUGGAAUCACAGCAUUGACUUAUUCAUUAUUCUUUCAAUAAUUUGGUUGUAAAAAAAAUGCAUUUGCCAAAUUACCCUCUUAGGAAUUCGGAUGUAAUAUCUGAAAUGGUACAUAAUAGAGAUUGUUUCCCAAAUGUUACCAAAUUUCCAU
Messenger RNA from Durio zibethinus, 2712 nucleotides. RefSeq names its product O-fucosyltransferase 19-like. The record is from RefSeq and is a predicted model, not a curated record. NCBI's taxonomy places the organism in Eukaryota, Viridiplantae, Streptophyta, Magnoliopsida, Malvales, Malvaceae. Gene Ontology annotation, cellular component: cytoplasm.